GGGUGGCGCAGUACUGUUAAUGGUUUUCCUGCCUGGGUCUUCUCCUACUACCACCGCUGGACAUCAUAGGGUUUUCCUCCACCGUACCUUCCCGCCUACAGCGCCCCUCAUGACUCCCACUUCAAGAUGUUGCUGCUGCGGCGGCGGCGUUGGUAGUGGCGUUCCUCUGUGUAGCCACGCAGGUAUCCGCCAGACCGCAAGAAGUAGGAGACCUGCCGACAGAGGGGGAAGAAAAACCCAUUUUAUUCCCAAACCAAGACCAGAAUGCCGUUAAUGAGUUCGAAAUGGCCGAGACCGAAGGAGCACAGACCGAACCAGAUCUGAUUGUGUUAACAGAGACCAACCAGGAGGGCACGGAGAUCUCUGAGACCAACACAGACCAAACUGGAGCUUCGGAAUCAUUUCCAGACCAAAUCAGCGAGCCUGAAGCCAGUCCAGACCAGAGUGGUGUACCCGAAAACCCGCAGACCGAAACUGACUUGAUGGAUUCCCCGAGCUUCGUGUUUGAUGAAGGUGACAUGACUGAAAAGAAACCAGGCGAAGGUAAAGUGACUUUUCAACCCGAAGGUGAUAUGGGCGAGAUGAUUCCGAGUGAAUCUGCGACCAAAGUGAGCGAAGAUGACAUGACGAACGGGGAAAGUGACAUAUCUGAAGCUAUGCCAGGCGAUGAUGAGAUGAUGGCAGAACAGAAACCAGAUGAAACAGAAGCAACCAAAUCAGAUCCAAAGCCAGACCAUAAAACCACGUCUGAAGCCACGCCGGGUGAAGCUGAAACGUCUGAAAUGAAGCCCAGUGAAGCAGACAUGACCGCUGAAGCCACACCCAGCGGAAAGGACACCGAGAAGGAGAUGACUGAAGGAAGACCGAAGGAUACCACUGACCCCAAUGAAACUAAAACAAGCCAGAAGGAUCAGACACAGACCCAGGAGACCAAACCAAGCCAAGAUACACAGUCCACAGCCAAGCCACAGACCGCGAAACCAGCUGAGAAAGAAACCACACGAAGACCACAACCAACCCAGGAGACCACGCCAAGACCAAGACCAAAGCCAACCCAGAAACUGCCCAGACCAAGACCCACCCAAAACCAGACGACGCCCAGACCGAGACCCAGCCAGAAGGAGACGAGACCGAAGCCAAGACCAAGCCCAAGACCCAGCCAGGCGAGCGGAGGUGACGACAAAAAGGACCAACAGCAAGGGAGGCCGUCUAGUGCCAAGCCAGGCCAGAAGGACCCCACCACACAGAACCAGACCUCUACGUGUCGCGAACCUGGCGUGGAGUAUCCUAAAGGAAUCACCUUCGACGAGCUGCGGGCGGCGCUGGAGGAGGCCCGUGUGCUUCUGAUAGACGUGAGGCAGCCCUGGGAACUUCGCGAGACGGGCCGCCUUCCCUGGAGCUACAACUUGCCGCUGCCGGAGAUCGAGGAGGCUGUGGGACUGAGUGAGAACGCCUUCAUGGAGCGGUAUGGAUUUCCUAAGCCACUCCCGGAGGACAAGAACGUGGUGCUGACAUGCAGGUCUGGCAGGAGGAUACGCGUGGCUUGGGACCUGCUGGAGCCUUAUGGGUACUGCGACGUCAGGUUGUACUUCGGUUCUUAUCUAGAAUGGAAGAGUCGAGGGGGUCCGUUGCUGCCCGUCCCCCCUCCCCGCAGACCCUUCUAGUAAUUCCAAACACAUACAACCUACUCGCCCUCCUCCUCCUCCUCUUCCUCUUCUUCCUCUUCCUCUUCCUUCUCCUCUUCCUCACAUUUUUUUUUUCUUCCAAGGUUUGUUUCAUCGUUUCUUUUUAUCUUGUCUUCUUCUUCUUCUAGUUUUUUUUUAUUGUUUUAUUUUCCUUUUCUUCGCCUCCCAGAGUUUACAUAAAUAUUUGAUAGUUUUUGGUUGUUUCAUCUCUCUCUCUCUCUCUCUCUCUCUCUCUCUCUCUCUCUCUCUCUCUCUCUCUCUCUCUCUCUCUCUUUUAGAUCACCAUUUUUUUUUAUCAUAUAUCCCCAUCUUCUUUGUAUAUUUUUUUUCGUCUUCUUUAUUUUGGUAAUUAGUCUUUUUUUCCGAUUUUCUUGAUGUCCCUUUCAUAUGUUUAAUGAAAUGCAAUGUCUAUAGGCUUUAUUCAUAUAUUUCCAUUGUCUCUCACAUUCUCGAGUGAAUCAUAUUUAUCAUAUCUUAUCUGCACUUUUAACGUCGAACAUAAUGCAAUAGUCACCCAUGAAAGUAGCUAGUUUUCUGCAUUCACAUGUCACUGGAUCUCUAAACGACACGCUGGUUAUUAAUUUUGUUCACUCACUCUGAUAUUAGGGAUCAGUCAAUCAAUAACACUAACACGAAUGACUUUCUUGCGUUUUAAGGUAUGAAACAGUACACAAAAAAAAAUAAUACUUAUAAUUUUAACAAUAUAAUGGAGUAGGUCCUUACAAUGUGAGUACCUACCAUGAAUUUAGAAUACUUCCCUCCCCCUCUCUCCAUAUUACUAAAAAAAAAAAUAUGUUAAUUAUCAAUAUGAAUGUAUGACAAACAAUGAUCUUAGUAAGCUGCUGUGUAUACAUAUGACACUUCGAUCUGUAUCAUUAUAUCUCCGAUCAUUAUAAUAAAACGUGUGAUAGAC
Portunus trituberculatus (swimming crab) is the source of this 2598-nucleotide messenger RNA. Its product is annotated as cell surface glycoprotein 1-like. The coding region runs from base 285 to 1664 and encodes 459 amino acids. The record is from RefSeq and is a predicted model, not a curated record. Gene Ontology annotation, cellular component: mitochondrion. NCBI's taxonomy places the organism in Eukaryota, Metazoa, Arthropoda, Malacostraca, Decapoda, Portunidae. Gene Ontology annotation, molecular function: thiosulfate-cyanide sulfurtransferase activity. The transcript has 5 exons.